Messenger RNA from Plasmodium gallinaceum, 249 nucleotides. RefSeq names its product conserved Plasmodium protein, unknown function. The record is from RefSeq and is a predicted model, not a curated record. NCBI's taxonomy places the organism in Eukaryota, Apicomplexa, Aconoidasida, Haemosporida, Plasmodiidae. Bases 1 to 249 code for a protein of 82 amino acids. The transcript has a single exon.
AUGAACAAAAAUAAACACAGAAGUAAAAAAAGAUUACCAAAAGGAAGAGAGAGGUAUGUACCAACUCAAGAAGAAGUUGAGAGAAGAAAUGCAGAAAUUUCUAGAAGACAGUAUGAGGAAGAAUCUGAGGAAGAUUCAGAAAAUGAAAAAGAAAAUCAAGAAAAUAAAAAGGAAACUUCAGAAAAUGAAAAAAUGAUAGAUAAUAAAAGUAAUAUUAAAGAUAAUGAGAAAUCUCCUUUAAAUGAGUAA